ACCAUCUCUCUUUCAUUAUAUACCCCAAAGUUAAAUUAUCUUAAAAACACAAAAUAAAUAAGAUGAAAUAGAGAGAAGAUCCAAAUCUCUCUAUCUCAUCGGUAAAAUCUAUAAAAAAAAACCAAAAAAAAAAAACCCAAAAAAACAUAUAUCCAAAGAAUCUCUACAACAAAACAAUGCUCUGCUAUGUCGGUAAAGCCACCAAGAUUUUCAUUUUCAUCGUCACCGUCGCCGUCGUCAUUGGUCUCGUAGUAGUUUUCGGUGUUCUCCGCCGUCACUCUCACCAUUGCUCCGGUGACUAUUGCUCACCCUCUUCAACCGAUCCUUCUUCUUCUUCCUCUCCCUUUAUAACUCCAUUCCCAAACCCAAACCCAAACCCGAACCCGAACACCCCUGUUCUCGGAUCUUCACCUCCCACUCCACCAGAUUCAUCAUCAACACCAAACCCAUCUACUCCGAUUCCUCCAAAUCCGCCCUCACCGAUCGUAACAAACCCUCCUCCUCCGUCCACACCUAAUCCGAAUCCGAAUCCUCCGCAGCAAUUCUCACCUCCUCCGCCGGAUUCUGAAUCAACCACCUCUCCUCCUCCGCCUACGACGGAAACAGCAAUCCCACCACCGCCUCCUUCGCCAGUCUCGGCAUCUCCGCCGUUAACUCCGCCGAGCUCCGUCGUCAACACUCCUGCUCCUGUGCAUGCUAAACUGGUCAACGACUAAAAAAACCAAACCUUUUUGUAAAUUUCCGACAAUUUUUUUUUGUUACUUUCACUUUCUCAGUUUCUUGAACUUUGAUUCGUUUGUUUCUUAUUUUUCUAAUUUUUUAGAUUCUCUAAUCUUUAAUCUUUAAAUCAAAUUCAAAAACUUUAUUUUCAAUAUUCAUUAAUCUUAUGUUACACUUCACUA
Messenger RNA from Capsella rubella, 902 nucleotides. RefSeq names its product proline-rich receptor-like protein kinase PERK8. Bases 177 to 716 code for a protein of 179 amino acids. The transcript has a single exon. The record is from RefSeq and is a predicted model, not a curated record. NCBI's taxonomy places the organism in Eukaryota, Viridiplantae, Streptophyta, Magnoliopsida, Brassicales, Brassicaceae.